UGGGAGAAGGCCUGCGAGAGUAAACAAAACGUUCAGCAGAACAGAAUUAACACGGUUCUUACAGACCUGCUUCGCGCCCUCCGUGAACUCUUCAAUGCUGAACUCUUUAUCAAAUUGGUUUUCACUUUGUCAUGUUUUGUUUCUAUGGGGAAAGUGACAAAGUAACACCCCGGAAGUUCCGGAGCUGUUUACUUUCAUUAGUUGGUGAAUUUCUGAAGCAGGUUAAAUGGAGCUCCAGGAAAAAGUACCGGUGCCGAUAUUUACAGAAGUAGACAAGGACGUUUUUCUGCGAGAGAUCUACCCCAAGCGCAGACCAGCAGUGCUGAGAGGCCCGUGUCUCGGACCAUGCCUGGAGAAGUGGACAGCUGAAUAUCUUGGACAGAAAGGGGGAGACAAGGAAGUGAAGAUUCACGUAUCCGCUGUGCCACAGAUGGACUUCCUUCACAAAAACUUUGUGUACAAGACGCUGACAUUCAAUGAAUUUGUGAAACGGGCUUCUGAAAUAAAACACUCUGACUUCUUCCUCUGUGAGGAUGAGAGCUAUUAUCUGCGAUCACUGGGAGAGGACGUUCGAAAGGAACCUGCUGAUCUGAGCAAACAGUUCCCAGACCUGGCAGAGGAUUUUCACAUCCCGCACUUCUUUGCACCGGAUCAGUUUUUCUCCAGUGUGUUCCGCAUCAGCUCCUGCGGUCUGCAGCUGUGGACGCACUAUGAUGUGAUGGAUAACCUGCUGGCUCAGGUGACGGGGAUGAAGAGAGUGGUUCUCUACAGCCCCCAGGAUGCAUUGCACCUCUACCUGUCAGGUGAUAAAUCAGAGGUCCUGGACAUCGACUCCCCAGACCUGCAACGGUUUCCUGAGUUUGUGAAGGCAAAGAGAUACGAGUGUGUGCUGGAGCCUGGAGAUCUACUUUUUAUCCCUGCCCUGUGGUUCCACAACACCCUGGCACUGCAGUUCGGUGUGGGUGUGAAUGUGUUCUGGCGCCAUCUACCUGCUGACAGCUACGACAAAAAGGACCCGUACGGUAAUAAAGACCCCGUGGCUGCGACCCGGGCCCUUCAGGCGCUGGAGAGGGCCCUGCACACUCUGGAUGAACUCCCGGCAGAUUAUCGGGACUUUUAUGGCCGCCGUAUGAUACAGCGCAUCCAAAAGCGGACGUACUUUGACAAUCUGUCGAGCACAGCCAGGCAGGAGGACUCUGACAGUACAUUACCCAGCAGUCCAUUCACCAAGCCUGGAUAAGUGUGCAGGGAAAUGUGGAGUCGCCAAUAAAACACCUGUGUUGCUCUUCA
Micropterus dolomieu (smallmouth bass) is the source of this 1290-nucleotide messenger RNA. RefSeq names its product tRNA-yW synthesizing protein 5 (gene tyw5). Lineage: Eukaryota; Metazoa; Chordata; Actinopteri; Centrarchiformes; Centrarchidae. Gene Ontology annotation, molecular function: tRNA binding; 2-oxoglutarate-dependent dioxygenase activity. Gene Ontology annotation, biological process: wybutosine biosynthetic process. The transcript has 10 exons. The coding region runs from base 227 to 1240 and encodes 337 amino acids. The record is from RefSeq and is a predicted model, not a curated record.